Molecule: messenger RNA, 1544 nt
Organism: Carassius gibelio (silver crucian carp)
Lineage: Eukaryota; Metazoa; Chordata; Actinopteri; Cypriniformes; Cyprinidae
Gene: cldn15b
Product: claudin 15b
Exons: 5
Coding region: 477-1175 (232 amino acids)
Biological process (GO): cell adhesion; bicellular tight junction assembly
Cellular component (GO): bicellular tight junction; plasma membrane
Molecular function (GO): structural molecule activity
Source: RefSeq, a predicted model, not a curated record
UUUAAACAUUUAUAAAGAUGAUUCUGAUUACCUCAUGACUAAUCAAAUGAUUAAAAAACAAGUGAUCUUAAAAACCUAGUGUAGUAUUAAAAGACAAAAUUUUUUUUGAAAGAAUUCUCUCCAGUAUCAUUUUUAUUGUUAAUUUAUAACUGUAAGCUUUUAUCUUUAAACCUUACUAUAAACCACUUUUCACUGUAUAUGGAAUUACUGAGUUUACUGUAUGGUUCUUUGGAGUAAGUUGAUGUUACCUUAUAGGUUUUCCUAUAGUAGUAUACCUGCGGUACCCUAUUUAUAACUUCUGGCAGCUACCAAGCAUUGUAAUCAAACAGCUUAGUCAUAGACUGUUGCACAGUAAAAUCAUAAACGGCCCCUAAUGUUUAUUACAAGGUUAAAUUCCAUUUACUGGUGUAACAUAUCAUUGAUUGAACGCAUGCCACAUAGAACAGAAGAUCCAGAAAAGCAGAAGAUCCAUAAAUAUGAAAGACAUACUGCAAAUUAUUGCACUUCUCUUGGGUUUUUUGGCGUGUGGUUCAGCUGUAUUAUCUUUACAUAAUCACUACUGGAAAGUGUCUACAGAUGAUGAUAAUGUCAUCAUCACCGCCGACAUUUUUGAGAACCUCUGGAUGUCCUGUGCGGUCGACUCCACCGGUACUUUCAAUUGUUGGAAUUUUCAGUCCAUGCUCGCUUUACCAGGUUAUAUCCAAGCGUGCCGUGCAUUAAUGAUCACAUCCAUUGUGUUGGGCACAGUCGGACUGGUGGCAACUCUAGUGGGUAUGCAGUGCUCCAAAAUAGGAGGGGAAAAUUACGUAAUGAAGGAUCGGAUCGCUGGAGCUGGAGGUGUCUUCUUCAUACUCCAAGGUCUGUGUACGAUGAUUGCAGCAUCUUGGUAUGCUUUCAAUAUCACUCAGGAAUUCUUUGACCCACUUUAUCCAGGAAUAAAGUAUGAAAUCGGAGAUGGGCUGUACAUUGGUUGGACUUCGGCAACUAUGGCUUUAUGUGGUGGCAGCUGCUUGCUGUGUUCCUGUGGAAUACGCAGCAAACAAGAAAAUAAUGAAUCACAUCUUCAGAACUUCAGAUCAUACUCCUACCAGCCUCAAUCCAGACGUAUGGUACAGACUGUCUCUGCAACAUCCAGUGUCCCAUCCAGUCAAUAUGGGCUCAAAAUAUAUGUGUAAGAAACUUACUGAAUAACUGGGAUCAACAUCACAAAACAGAGAACACAUACAUAAUGAAAGACCCUUUUUAUGCAUUAUGGUCAGAAUCUGCUAUAAAGCAGAAAUGUGAAAUUUCUAAUGUAAAUAUUCUCUGAGGUCUACUGGAGAAUGAAGCCAUGGUAAAUAGGUUAUUGUAAUUUUAUUUCUGUCAUAAAAAGUAUUUGCAUACAGUAAAUGAAAGAUCGUUGCUAUCAAAUGCUCACAUCAUGUGUGCUUUUGUGUGUGUUCAUUCUGAAGCAGUAUGAUGCUGUGCUCAACUUUGAAUGGUUAAAUGCACUUGCACCUCAAAAUGUGUUUGUUAUGUGAAAUUACAGAGUCAUCUGGGCCCAU